Messenger RNA from Sinocyclocheilus grahami, 2253 nucleotides. RefSeq names its product golgin subfamily A member 6-like protein 22. The coding region runs from base 1 to 2253 and encodes 750 amino acids. The transcript has 2 exons. The record is from RefSeq and is a predicted model, not a curated record. Gene Ontology annotation, molecular function: GTP binding. Lineage: Eukaryota; Metazoa; Chordata; Actinopteri; Cypriniformes; Cyprinidae.
AUGGAGGAGAUUCAGAAGAUAUUCAGCUCAAGAAUAAAAAACCACUGCAUUGUCCUCAAAAUCAAAGAGAAUAAUCGGUUUAGUAAACUGAUUAAUAAAAUCAAUCCAUUUCAUUGCUCAGAUACUGAGCCUGGGACAUCUAUCCAAACAUUUGGAGAUCAUUGUAUUGUUUUGGAGAACUGCUUACAGGUUCCAGAUCUACUGCAGGAUGUGGAGAAUAUAGUGAAACAAAACAAUGGAGGCUGCUACUCAACCAUCAUGUACCUUCAGGCUCAAGUAGAACUGGAGAGAAACAAACACAAAGCUAAAAUAGAGGAGCUGAGAAGAUCUAUGAUAAAAACAAACGCAGGUGUACCACAAAAUUAUGAUGAUGAUGAUGGUAAUGAAGUGAGGAUUGUGAUGCUAGGAAGGACAGGUGUUGGGAAAAGUGCAACAGGAAACACCAUACUGAGAAAAGAAGCUUUUAAAUCAAUACUGACUCCAUCGUCGGUGACCAGAGAGUGUGACAAAGAGAUCUCCGAGUUCAACAGAAGACAGAUAACGGUGAUCGACACUCCAGGCCUGUUUGAUACUGGAGUUGAUAAUGUUGAGAGCAGGAAGGAGAUUGUGAAGUGCGUCUCAAUGGCAGCACCAGGUCCACAUGUGUUUCUGCUGGUGAUUCAACUGGGACGAUUUACUCAAGAGGAGAAAGAUGCAGUGAAGAUGAUCCAGGGGAUGUUUGGAGAAAGAUCCAGAAUGUACACCAUGGUGCUUUUCACCAGAGGAGAUGAACUUGAAACAACAAUUCAGGAUUUUAUUGAAGCUAAUGAUAGCUUACAGAACCUUGUCCAGCAGUGUGGUAAGAAAUAUCACGUGUUCAAUAACAAAGCCACUAAAGAUCAGAUGCAGGUUUCUGAGCUGCUGGAUAAGAUUGACUGUAUGGUGUCAGUGAAUGGACGGAGUUUCUACACAAAUGAGAUGUUCCAGCAGGUGGAGAAGAACAUCAAAGAGGAACAAGAGAGAAUCAUGAAAGAGAAAGAAGAAGAGAUCAAGAGAAAAGAAGAAGAGCUGAGAGCCAAAUAUGAAGCAGAAAUUGAACAAAUGAAGAAAGAAAAUGAGAGAGAAAAAGAAGAGAUGCAGAAUAAACUGAGAAAAAAUGAAAAGUUGUUUAAAAAGAGAGAAGAAGAGAUAAAGAAAGAAACAGAUGAGAAUGUGCGAAAAGAACUUCAGAGAAAACUGGAGGAGCAGCAGCAGAAAGAAUUUGAAGAGAAUAAAAGAAAAGAAAAAUCUUUAGCAGAACAACCGCAACACUUCAUAAAAUAUCUGGAAGAAAGACAUGAGAAAGAAAAACAAAAACUCCAGGAGAAAAUUCAGCGUGAAACUAGAGAACAAGCAGAGCUUGAAUACUGUGAAAAACUUAAGAAAGAAUUGGAUAAAGCUUUACAAGAAGCUGAAAUAAAAUACAAGGCAGAACAGGCUAAAGCUUUAAAAGAAGUUAAAGAAAAAUAUGAGACAGAACAGGCUAAAGCCUUAAAAGAAGUUAAAGAAAAAUAUGAAACAGAACAGGUUAAAGCUUUGCAAGAAGCUGAAGAAAAAUACAAGACAGAACAGGCUACAGCUUUACAAGACGUUAAAGAAAAAUAUAAGACAGAAGUGGCUAAACUUUUUCAAGAGGUUAAACAAAAACAUGAGACAGAAGUGAAUAAAGCAUUACAAGAAGCUAAAGAAAAACACGAGUCAGAAAAGGCUAAAGCUUUACAACAAAAUGAAGACAAAUACAAUACAAAAGUGGCUACAAUUUUACAACUGGCUAAAAAAAACCAAGAUAUAGAAGUGGCUAAAGCAAUUCAAGAAGCUAAAGAAAAGCAUGAGAAAGAAAAAGCUAAUGUUUUACAAGCAGCUGAAGAAAAACACUACAGAGAAAGGGUUAUAGUUUUACAAGAAACUGAAGAGAAAUACAAGAAAGAAAAGGAUGAAGCUUUACAUGAAGCUGAAGAAAAACACAAGAAACAAAAGGAUGAUGCUUUACAUGUAGUUGAAGAAAAACACUACAGAGAAAGAGCCAAGGUUUUACAAGAAACUAAAGAGAAAUUCACAAAAGAAAAAGAUGAAGCUUUACAUGAAGUUGAAGAAAAACACAAGAAAGAAAAGGCUGAAGCUGAAGCAAAUCUGUCAUACAGAGUAAAACGAGCUCGGGACUGGAGUCACAGUGUUCCUUUUGUUGGAGGAGCUUUUGGAGGUAUUUUUGGUACUUUUGAAGACAUAUUCAGAUAA